Molecule: messenger RNA, 1045 nt
Organism: Colletotrichum godetiae
Lineage: Eukaryota; Fungi; Ascomycota; Sordariomycetes; Glomerellales; Glomerellaceae
Product: citrinin biosynthesis oxidoreductase CtnB
Exons: 1
Coding region: 118-951 (277 amino acids)
Biological process (GO): secondary metabolite biosynthetic process
Cellular component (GO): cytoplasm; nucleus
Molecular function (GO): hydrolase activity
Source: RefSeq, a predicted model, not a curated record
UCUUGUCUUUGCCUUGCAGCACUGAGACUUCGUCAAAGGAAUUAUACUACUGCUGCUACUACUACUCGCAUACACAUACACGCCUUCAGCGCCAAACAAGCGGCCUUUACAGACACAAUGCCAAGCGCAACAUCGCCGCCGCCGGGUCCUGACCCCACCCUCCACCUUCCGCGUAUUCUCUGCCUCCACGGCGGCGGCGUCAACGCCUCCGUCUUCAAGGUCCAGUGCCGCGCCCUCAUCUCCCGUCUUAAGAACAGCUUCCGUCUUGUCUUCGUGGAUGGACCUUUCAUGUGCGCCCCGCACCACGACAUCGUCUCCGUCUACGGCGACUAUGGCCCUUUCCGCCGCUGGCUGCGUUGGCUUCCCGAGCACCAGGCCGUAGACGCCGAGACGGCGUCCGCCGAGAUCCACUUCCAACUGCGUAUGGCAAUGGACGACGACGACGCUAUCGGCGCGACGGGGGAGUGGGUGGGGUUACUGGGAUUCAGCCAGGGUGCCAAAAUCAGUGCCAGCUUGAUGUACACACAACAACAGCUGAAGAAGAAGUACGGCAAGCGCAUCACGUCGGCGGGCGGCUCUGCAGACUGGAAGUUUGGCGUGCUGCUUGCGGGUAGGGCACCGUUAAUCGUGCUUGACGAUAGGUUAGAGGUGCCGCAGGGUGUUGGCGACGCGGCCGAGGCGAGCGUCGAGUUCCACGACUGGCCGACAGGUUCUGGGACGGAUCAUGUCUUGAAGCUGCCGACAAUUCACGUCCAUGGCAUGAAGGAUGCCGGAUUAGACCAUCACCGGGUGCUGUUGAAGCAGUACUGCCAGCCGGGGACGACGCGGUUGGUCGAGUGGGAUGGAGCUCAUCGCGUACCCAUCAAGACGUGGGACGUUGAGGCGGUUGCGACACAGAUCCUCGAUCUUGGGAGAGAUCUGGGGAUCGUGACGGAGGACAUUGUGGCAUAGACUUUGCGUGAGCUGCAUAGCAUAUUGGCGAGAUUGUUCGAGUACCCAUUUACUUUUGUUUCCACAUUUUCGUUGGAUAUUUUCAUGAAAGCAU